AAAUAUUUGCAUCCAGCGCGAAACUACAACUCCCAGAGUACACCUCCGACUGCUUAUUAUACCGUUCAUGGCGUCUGGUCGAGGGCUGAAGACAGGUCGCCUCCUGGCAAACAGAUAGGCUGGUGAAUUUAACGGUUUGGUUUCGUCCGUCACGGCGUGGCACGAUGGAGGUGGAGAGUGUCAAAGUGGAGGAUGAAAGGCGUUUGACCCAGCUGAGGUUUGAAGCCGCCGUGAAAGUGAUCAAGAGUUUACCCCCGGAUGGUCCCUUUCAGCCCUCCAAUGACAUGAUGCUCAAGUUCUACAGUUAUUAUAAACAAGCAACUGUGGGAGCGUGCAACAUACCCCGGCCGGGCUUCUGGGACGCAGUUGGCAAAGCAAAAUGGGACGCAUGGGAUUCUCUUGGAGAUAUGUCAAAAGAUGAAGCAAUGGCAGCCUAUGUUGAUGAAAUGAAACUGAUCCUGGAGGGCAUGCCCAUGACAGGUGAGGUGGAGGAGCUCUUGCGCGUCCUCGGCCCGUUCUACGAGCUGGUCGAAGAGAAGAAAAAGAUCACGCAGAUAUCAGACCUGAGCACGGGGUUUGGUACAAUGCUGAAUUCGGUGCAUUCGAAGAGUGUCGCAAAGAGCAUCGUCAGAACCAUGGAAAUGAACGGCACUCUGGAGACUCGGCCUGCCAAGCUCAAAUCCAACGAAGCGAAGGAACGGUCAGACGACGAAGCACAAGAAGAGGAGGAGGCCGACGAGGAAGAGGAGGAAGAAGUAGCGAGAAGGGAGAUGAGAAAAGACAGGAAAUCAGCAGCUUCACAGCCAAAGAAAAAGGGUUCAUCCAGGAGACACAAAGUUCCCCUGUCAAAUGGUAAAGUGGCUAACGGAGUCCCCCAUCUGACCAAUGGGAGUCUGAACAGUGUUGACUCCCAGGAGGGUUCAGUCAGCGAGCCUCUGCUCAAUGGUCACCAUGCAAAUCCAAGUGCCGAUGUGUCUGGUCCCAAUCACCUGGCCAGUGACUCGGACAGUGAGGUCUACUGUGAUUCUGUGGACCAGUUUGGCCAGGAAGAGAGCCCGGAGCAUAACCGCUCUCUGGAUAACCUGGAUGAAGAGCAGAAUCUCAUGCUGCAGCCUAUAGAGGCAACACAGGAGAUCGAGGAGGAUGUUGAAGGUCCACCAAAGGUCAAAAGGUGUGGAGGAGAAGAUGGAGAGACCGGUGGGACAAUGUCACAGAGACAGAGUCUGAACGCAGACAUGCCAGACAGCUCCUUGGUCAGAGGAGGUAAAGGCUCCAGGUCUCAACGCCACAGCUCUGGAGCUAUGGUGCCCAUGCACAGUGGUGGAGAUGGGGACGGGGGCCACUGGGGAGGAGGAGUAACACCUGUAGGGAGCCUGAAUGAGCAGAUAGUUGUGGCAUUGGCCCGACUGCAGGAGGACAUGCAGAGCGUCCUGGAGAGGCUGCAUACCCUGGAGGCUCUAACUGCGAGUCAGGCAAGAUCAGUGGCUCUGUCUCCUACUUAUGCAUCACCCCCAGUGACUAAGAGGAGUCAGAGGCCAUCCUGGUGGCCUUUGGAAAUUUCUCCAACCAGUUUGGCCUUCGCUGUGAUAUGGCCAUUUGUGGUGCAGUGGCUUAUCCGCCUGUACUUGCAGAGGAGGAGAAGACAAAUCAACUGAGCCUGCUUACAUCCACACACCCAUGGACACAGAAGAUAACGAGUCCUCUAAAUGUCUUUGGUUGGGCUGCUAAUGGCUGUAACACCCCCCCCCCCUUUCUGCUUAGACCCACAGCCCAGUAAUUUGCUUUUGCACUAUGAAGGAGGCACCUAGAGUAACUAACUAGUGAGAGGAAGAUUACUCUCAAGUGUGUUGUACUGUGGAUGUGGAAUCAAAAAGAAAUAUGAAUGUAUGAGCUCGGAGCCUGUGAUUAUACAACCUUAUCAAGAUGACACCACUGUACUGGAAUCUUUUUUUUUUUUUUUUUCUGUGUAAGAAACGGUUUGUGUUGAGAGGGAAAAUUUACAGUUGGGAUAUUGUCAUUGUGUUUAUAGACAAACUACUGAAGCUUUUCAAUUAUUUCCAUAACAAAGGCUUUUUUUUUUUUUUUUCUUCUUCUGGGCACCAAAAAUGGGCCUGAUACUUUGUUGUUUUGAGCAUAAUGCUUGAUGUGGUUAUAAAUUCUCACAAUUCACUUUCAUUAGUUGCCCAGGCAAUGCUGCUAUAAUAAAAUGUUGUAAUAACUGUAGUUUAGAAGGGAGGGAAUGAAUGUAAUAAUAUAUUGACACGUGGGAUUCUUUUUAAUUGUGAGAAUAAGUUAAUAUUUAUUGAUUUUAGCGACAGUAGGCGGCAUUACCGUGCAAGUGAGGUUUAUGUUUUAAGUGACUGCUCAAUGUUGUUUAGAGGUUAGACAAGGUUCUCGUUGUGUUCUCAUCCCCUGUCCUGUACAGCAUAUCAGUCUGUGCUUUACACCGAGUCGAUCCGAUUGAGCCUCCACUUAAGUGUUCCCAAAUAGAAAAAGUGCCUCGACAUCAUAGGUACAUUCAUAGGUGGCAUUAUGAUUUCAUACAUUCACAUAUUGUAGCAUUACUGUUUAUAGCGGUGGACCAAAUGAACAUGGUGAGAAUCUCCAUCUGAUAGCCUCGUUUUCCACUCAGCUGUCUGUUUAUUAACACACACCACUUGUCCCUCUCUGUGUUGUUUACGCUAUCUCUGUUGUAUAAUUUAAGUGUGUGAUGUAAUAUGUUUGUAUGACUAUUGUGGAAAGAUUUUGUCAGAGUGAUCAGUAAUCAUGAAUUGUUUGCGAAGCAGUGAGAUCUGUACAAAUUAUAUACAAUACUUGUACAGUUCAGAUAAUUAAAAUGCAAUAUUUUAAUUGCAUUUCCAUGUAUUAUUAAUAUAGAAUAAUAUAUCCUAUUUACAAAGGUUUGCAUCUGCAAUAGCACCAGUCUUUCCAGAGCCAUUAUGUUUUAAUAAAAAAAAAAAGUAAUGGUUUCCCUUUCUACUGAAAUGUACUAGGGCUUUCUCACCCUCUCUGCCUGUGGAUAGAGUGGUGUUUGCAUGUGAUAAUCUAAGCCUAAAAUAAAAGUUUUCAU
Molecule: messenger RNA, 3070 nt
Organism: Xiphias gladius (swordfish)
Lineage: Eukaryota; Metazoa; Chordata; Actinopteri; Istiophoriformes; Xiphiidae
Gene: acbd5a
Product: acyl-CoA binding domain containing 5a
Exons: 13
Coding region: 165-1655 (496 amino acids)
Biological process (GO): autophagy of peroxisome; fatty acid metabolic process
Cellular component (GO): peroxisome
Molecular function (GO): fatty-acyl-CoA binding
Source: RefSeq, a predicted model, not a curated record